Molecule: messenger RNA, 3473 nt
Organism: Marasmius oreades (fairy-ring Marasmius)
Lineage: Eukaryota; Fungi; Basidiomycota; Agaricomycetes; Agaricales; Marasmiaceae
Exons: 5
Coding region: 39-3389 (1116 amino acids)
Biological process (GO): actin cytoskeleton organization
Cellular component (GO): cytoplasm
Source: RefSeq, a predicted model, not a curated record
UGGAAAUCUCAAGGUCAUCGACCUCAUCCUCGUCAACGAUGAGCAACUACGAUUCCUGGCAACAACGACCGAUGCAUGCCUCUUACUCCCACCAGCCACCACCACCACCACAAUCUAGGCCUCGGUCAAUGAUUGCCGAUCAUCAGGUUAACUAUCCUCCUCGACCUGCACCCAUGAUGACACCUACUACCUCCGUUCCACUUCAAUAUCGUUAUCCUCCUCCAGUGCAGGUGCCAUCUUAUGCGAGUAAUGUCUCGCGGUCGUCUUCGGCGUCUCCUACUCGUCGACCUCUCCCAGCUGUGGCAACGCCUACGCACAUAAGCCAUCCUGUCAAACAUCAGUCCAUAGACUUGUCGAGACUUCCACACCCCCAACCUCCAGUAGUUCAUCCACAGAGCUCAUUUGUUCAGAUGCAAGCUCAGAGAUUGCAACAAUAUCAGCAGCAACAACAACAACAACAACAACAGGCGCAUCGCUCAAGGAGUCCCAGUCCAGUGAAGCGUCGUCCAAGCCCACCGAGAUUCUAUCCUAGUACGGGUAUUUCCAGCAAUCCUCCCAGUCCAACAAAGGCAUUCGGUUAUUCACAGCAGACAUUACCAACGUCGACAAUCUCGGCAUUUGUACCGCCUCGUUCUCAUGGCCAAAUCUUUCCAGCUCCCGCCCUGGCCACCUCUCGGUCACAACCAAGUCCGACGAGGUCAGAACAGUUUCCACAACACUCUAUACCAGUUUAUUCUCAGCCACCACCACCAAACCCCCCUCUGAGUUCUCCAACACGUUCACAACCCCUUCCAUUCCAGCAGCCACCUCAGCCACCUGUAUCUCAACCACGGCCAGGCCAAUCUCAGCUCCAAUUCGCUCCAACAAAGUCGCGCCUUCCCAACCCCAUCCUCGAUUUACCAUCGCCCAAUACAGCAGAUCCUAGUCAGAAAUUUGUACCGUUAUGGAAGAGAAAUGCUACUUCAGCGAGAGUCAGAGGUGUAAACGAGAGUACAAAUGGUUCUGUUAUUAAUUCUCAGACCCGACAGAUGAAUACAAACUCCUCCAACGUGCCAAGCAACGGUAGCAGUUCCUCGAUACAACCCCGACGGAUGGACAGACCACAAGCCCAGACUGUAUCUGGACCCGAAAUACCGACAUCGGCGUUCAAUCGAACAAUAUCACAACCACCGACGUUAGAGAAACCUUUCGCCGCACCCAGCUCUGCUUUUCAAUCUCCCCCCGCCGCACCUCGGCGGAUGGAGAGAAAUGCUGCGAUUAGUGCUCCCGGAAUUCCUCCUCACCUUCCACAAUCAUCAGCCUUCCAGAACCAGCAUCUACCCCAACCGCAGCAAAUGAGUCGAAACACCGCCUUCAGUGCUCCAGAGUCCGAUGCCCGAGGCUCCAAUAUCCCCGCAAUGGGCUCUCCUGAACGUGGCAGAAGCAGACCUUUACCAUCUGCACCAAGUGCUGCAGUUCCUCCUCUCACAGUACCCCUACCUCCAUCCCAGAUAACCACUCGGGUAAAUCCAUCAUCGAUGGUAGCUUCUCAGUCUAGUCACACUCGAUAUCCACAACAGCAAAAUUAUGAAUCAGACGGAUCUGACGAUAGUGACGAGGAUGAGUCUGAGAACAGUGACGAGGACAGAGGGGGUUUCGUUCAUUAUCUUCAGCAGCGUCAGCCACCACAGGAAACCUCGAUGGAUAGACGGAUGGGAGCGUCUGAACCUGGAUACGCAAAAUAUGGUGGCGGACCGAGGGGACCUGUUCCUGCUACUAGCACCAAUAUGCCUCACCCACCAACCAUGAGCUCAGCGACUCAGUCCUUACCGGGAAAUGGGAUUUCCAGUACAACUCUCCAAAUGGCAUCCAUGAGCUUGGACAGACAGGGAGGAGAACAGUGGCCGCAAGAUCUACCUCGGUUACCUCGAGGUCCUGGAUCAGGUUUUAGUUCAAACGGUGGGAGUAGUAUUCGACAGGCCUCUCCAAGAGAGAUACCAAAUCUGGACGAUGAGCCGCCGCCUUCUAGACCUUUAUCUGCAGCCUCUUCAGCAGCCUCUUCCUCUGCCUUUGGUUACUCAGCGAGUCGACAUUCGCCUUCUGGGUCCUCUGUAUCCCCCAUUUCAAUUUAUCAGCCACAACCUCAGCCUCCUUUGGGUUCCUUUCUGCCGGCUGGAGGAACCCGAACUCCCCCCCUAUCUCAGCAGCAGAUCAAUAUCGAAAGUCCCAAACCCCUUGGAGGAAGGGAUCGAGUAGGACAGGUUGAUGUUAAAAGGAUAGGAAAGGAGGCAGAACAGGCAGAGCAGGCGCAGGCAGCAUCGUUUUCGGCGCCAGGAACCUCUCAUGGCUUGCAUUCCCAGAAGUCCCCAGCAAUCCGUCCGUCCCCGACGUUGCCGUUGAUAAAUAUAUCUGGAACAGACGAUGUGAAGCUCUCGGGAGGUAUGGGUCCAGUUCCCGUGAUCAGCAUUUCAGGGGAUGAGCAGCCUUCUCGUGGCCCGAUAAUUAAUGUUGCGGGUCCAGAAGACAAUGAUGAUCGCGAUAGAAUUAAAGGAAGGGGAGCGAGUCCACCGAAGAUUGUAUUUGAGGUCCCGGGGAUCAGUAUCGAUAAUGGGUCAAGUGGGAUACCCAGGAUCGCAGUCUCUUCUGAUGAUGAUGAUGCGAAUAACACGCCUACUCGUCGUCAACGUCCACUUCUACAACAGCAGCAGCAGCAACUUCCUCAACCGAAACCUCGAGGGUUGAUAUGUGGUGGUUGUCACUCAUCCAUCGUUGGGAGAAUUGUGGCUGCUAUGGGUAUGAAGUGGCAUCCGGGGUGUUUUAGGUGUUGUGUGUGUGAUGAGUUGCUAGAGCACGUUAGUUCAUUUGAAGGCAAGGAUGGAAGGCCGUACUGCCACUUGGAUUACCAUGAGGCUUUCGCUCCGCGGUGCUACCACUGUGAAACACCUAUCGUUGAAGAACGUUUUAUUUCCCUCGAUGACCCCGCUCUCGGAAAGCGUACUUACCACGAACAACACUUUUUCUGUUCGGAAUGCGGCGAUCCGUUUUUGAGCCCGAGUUCAGCGAGUAGCCACAAUAGAAAUCGAGACUAUAGAACUGGCGUCGGUGGAGGCGAGGUCGCGGUCGUCGGUGACGGUUUUUACGAAGAUGACGAUGUCGGUUUCACUGUGUACAAAGGUUACCCGUAUUGCGAGGCUUGUCAUGUGCGAUUGAGAUUACCGAAAUGCCGCAAGUGUAAGAAGUCUAUUCGCGAUCAUGUCGAGGCGGUGGAGGCUUUGGGUGGCAAAUGGUGUUGGGGAUGCUUUUGUUGUGCAAUGUGCGAUAAACCGUUUGAGCAGCCGGCCUUUUACGAACGAGAUAAGAAGCCGUAUUGCGAGGCGUGCUUCAGCGUGAUUGUGAGGAAUGAAGUCUGAAUGAAUCGUGGCUCCUGGGAAAUCUGGGAAGUAACAAUGUAUGGAAUGCAUCGUGCUGUGUGUGUAAAUUCAGAUUGGUCCUGC